Amoebophrya sp. A25 is the source of this 1301-nucleotide messenger RNA. The record is from the annotation of a GenBank genome assembly. NCBI's taxonomy places the organism in Eukaryota, Dinophyceae, Syndiniales, Amoebophryaceae.
AAUGCCCUAGUUGUACAGAAGGACUUCGCAAAAUUACCGCCAAAGCUCGAUGCAAUCAGCUACGCCAUUCGCAUUCAUCAAGGUUUGGAAAUGGAAUGGAGCGUCGACACAAAUCUGCCAGAGGAAGUAAAAACUUCACCAACUUCGUUAGCUACGUUACAACCAAUACUGCGCCUUGCCGUGAACAAUGUCUUAUUGACGAGUAGCGACGCAGCCAGCGCUCAGAAUUUGAGGCUCUUUCUUCCAGUGCUACUUCUGUACAAGAGUGAGGACCACAAAGUCUUCAAAAAGCCUGCCAUAUUGUCAGCUCUCAUGACAUCAAUUUUCAACAGUAUGUUGCGAUUGCGAGCCACGACAGAGUCAGAGUUAGACGAGAAGCUAGUUCUAGAGCAGCACGAGAAGCUAGUCGACAUCGCAGCAUAUGUGCAGAAAGAGUUCCCCGGAACGGGGGCUUCGGUAGUCGCAGGCAGUAUUGGAAAGUUUCCGCUAAAUCAAAUAUUGGAUGCUUUUUCAUCUUCCGGCUCCUCAGAGGGAUUGGGAUUCCUCAUUGCUAGAGGAGGACUAGAUGAAGAGUGGUCGCCCUCUAGUUCAGCUGUUUCCGAAGCUGUAACGCAGAACAACACGAAAGCUCUGCAAGAGGAGAUCGAUCUUGCACAUUCUGAACAACUUCGGCGUCUAUUGAAAGAAAAAGUCGCUAUUGUAGAAGCAAAUACAAUUCAAGCAAAGGCACAGCUAGAUUCUGUAGUUUCUGACGGUAAGGGGGAUUUGUUGACUACAGCUGAUCGCUCACAAGCUGUUUUCCAAGCCUUAGAAGGAGAAAUUGACGCUCUCUUUGCGAGCAGUGCAGCUGCCAGAGUGCUGGGUAUUGGCACCAGCGCGCUUGCUGCAGAUGUACAUGUAGCAGGCCAGUUGUCCUCACAAGAAAAGAAUGCCUUACUUCGAUCUCUACAAACAAAAAUGAACCAUAUUCUCAUGGAGAAGUUGACGCAUCCUUUGACUGUCUGGGUGCGCACAGAAGUGGCGAAGACUAGCUGUGGCUUUGGAUCUGCUGCCUUAGUAGAACAAGUGCUCUCUCCCAGUCCCAACACGACUGGCGGAGGUGAUCAGUCAGAGCGAGACCCACGAGCAGGAGAAGGAGUUGCUGUAGAAGCUAAUAUCGCGAAGGUUCAACGGUUUGUGCAAAGAGCUGCUUUCGGACAACAAGAUGGAUCGCCAGAUGGCUCGCGUAACUUCUUUUCGAAAAUGAAUUUGGGAGCUCAGUCAAAGACCGCCGCUGAGAGGCAGCAAAAAGAGAAAGCAGC